AGUAUGGUUUACACAAUGUAUUUUAACAUUACAGAAUCAGAGGUCAAAAAUGAAAUUUGUUGCACUGUUAUUCUUCGUGUCGUUUGCAAGUGCUAAGAGAGGUGGGAUUUUAAUGCCAGAUGGCAACAUCCUCCAUUAUGAGUCUGAGACAAAUGUGAGGGAUAAUACAAAAAUCCUUACUUUUGGUGCAAAACUCAAGCCUGGACACUUGAAUGGAAUAAAAAUGCAUGACUACAAUACGGGUUAUUUUGCUUCCAAAUUGGUUGACCGUGGUCUAUGCCUGAUAGCAGUUAUCAAAUAUUCCAAGACGACAUAUAUCAAUGAAAGGCUUGUGAAGCUGCCACCUGUUGUUGAUCAAACAAUUUUGCCAACACCAAUGUCCACGAUGGAGCUGACAAGAGUUGCUGGGGGAAACAUUGCAGCAUUCUGUGACGAUUAUACACCAUAUAUGAUGGUAGAAUCUGUUGGAAAUCAUCAUACAAAAACAAGGGAUAAUCUAUUGCAAUAUGAAGACCAUUGUCAGAGACAAACAAAUGUCUUGGAUGCCUCACAGAUGGAGGUUUUAACCCCGGGGGUUCCAACAAACUCAGACCUGACUGAUAAUUUGUAACAGAUAAAUGUUAUUAGAGCUGAAAUUAUUAUUAAAGUUUUCAGAACA
Molecule: messenger RNA, 658 nt
Organism: Ruditapes philippinarum (Manila clam)
Lineage: Eukaryota; Metazoa; Mollusca; Bivalvia; Venerida; Veneridae
Exons: 5
Coding region: 50-610 (186 amino acids)
Source: RefSeq, a predicted model, not a curated record